Aricia agestis (brown argus) is the source of this 966-nucleotide messenger RNA. It is a transcript of the gene eEF1delta, whose product is annotated as probable elongation factor 1-delta. Gene Ontology annotation, molecular function: guanyl-nucleotide exchange factor activity; translation elongation factor activity. Gene Ontology annotation, biological process: translational elongation. The record is from RefSeq and is a predicted model, not a curated record. The transcript has 7 exons. Lineage: Eukaryota; Metazoa; Arthropoda; Insecta; Lepidoptera; Lycaenidae. Bases 115 to 903 code for a protein of 262 amino acids. Gene Ontology annotation, cellular component: eukaryotic translation elongation factor 1 complex; cytosol.
ACUGUGGAGUGUGGAUUCGAGUGGACUCUUCAAACUGUCUUCUAAACUUUUGUCUUUCCGUAUUGGUUCUUGUGGUCGAAAGGUUGACUCCAUACAUAUUCGUAACCUCAGAAAAUGUCUGCACUUAUUAAUGAGAAAAUCUGGUUUGAUAAAACCGUAUACAGCGAUGCCGAAAGGCAUUACUAUGAAUCUCUUUCAAAGCGCGGAAAUGCUAAUCUAGAAGUUGGAUCAUCCUUGGCUAGUGAAGUAGCUAAGGCAAGGCAACACAUCAAAAACUCUUUAGAGUGUAUGGAAAGUGUCGCUUCAUUAGCCGGUGUUCCUAACACAGAAAUAAACAACAAACUUAUCAGCCUAGAAAAAGAUAAUGCAGACCUCAAAAAGGCCCUUGAUGACCUUCGUAAACUCGUCAUCAGCCUACAAGCAAGAGUAGAAUCUUUGGAGUCUCCUUCUGGUGCUAAAGCUGAAGCUCCUAAACCAGCUGCAGCACCAAAGAAAGCCCAAGAACCAGAAGAUGAUGAUGACGUAGAUCUCUUUGGUUCAGAUGAAGAUGAAGAAGAAAGUGCAGAGGCAGCUAAACUGAGAGAGGAACGCUUAGCUGCUUAUAAUGCAAAGAAAUCUAAAAAACCAGUCUUGAUCGCGAAAUCAAAUAUAAUAUUGGAUAUCAAGCCUUGGGAUGAUGAAACCGACAUGGCCGCUAUGGAGAAGGCUGUAAGGGAAAUAAGCACCGAUGGUCUUCUGUGGGGAGCGGCUAAGCUCGUGCCUCUCGCGUACGGUAUACACAAACUGCAGAUAUCUUGCGUCGUAGAGGACGACAAGGUUUCAGUUGACUGGUUGACAGAAGAGAUUGAAAAGAUUGAAGAUUUUGUUCAAAGUGUAGACAUUGCAGCAUUUAACAAAGUUUAAUUGAAAACGAAGACUGUGCCUGUACCAUCUUUAAUUUUUCAAUAAAAGAAUCAGCAAAAGCGA